Molecule: messenger RNA, 1222 nt
Organism: Quercus robur (English oak)
Lineage: Eukaryota; Viridiplantae; Streptophyta; Magnoliopsida; Fagales; Fagaceae
Product: protein ZW2-like
Exons: 1
Coding region: 74-796 (240 amino acids)
Biological process (GO): DNA-templated transcription
Molecular function (GO): sequence-specific DNA binding
Source: RefSeq, a predicted model, not a curated record
AUAUAUAUAUAUAAACAUUGCAUUGCUGCUUGUCUUUCACAAUAUCACUCACUCACUCUUUCUUUCACUAGCUAUGCCUGAUAGAUCAACCACAGGUACACAAACCAAUAAUGCUGAUUCAUUCAAAACCUUCCUGGAAGGCUGGAUGGUCCGCCAAGAACACUACCUUGAUGAGCUUCUCUCAGCUCAGCAACACUGCCAUGACAUGCAAGACGAGGACAUCAAAGAACUAUGUUCACGUAUGCUCGCCCAUUACCAAGAAUACUACGAAGCCAAGUCAAGAAUAGCUCAAAGGGAUGUCUUCCUUGCUUUCUCUCCCACGUGGCUAACCUCGUUCGAGCGAACCUUCCUCUGGAUAGCUGGGUUUAAGCCCGGAAUAGUCUUCAGAAUUGUCACCAACUCGGUGCUUGACAUGUCCGAAGACCAAACACAGAGAAUGAAUAGGUUGUUGGAGGAGACUAAGUUGGAGGAACGUGCACUUAACGAUGAGCUAGCGAAGGUUCAUGAAAGCGUGGCGGGUCCAACAAUGUUGGAGGCCGCAAGACGUAGCGGGAGGUUAGUGGACGGUGCAGCGAGUGAAGAGGAAACGGCUACGGCUACGUUGAGAGUGGCAUUGGAGAGUGUGGUGGCGAAUGCUGAUUCGUUGAGGAUGAGGACAGCGAUGAAGGUGGUGGAGAUACUGAGGCCAGCUCAGAAGGUGAGGUUUUUGGCUGGGGCGGCUCAGCUUCAGCUAAAGAUCAGGAGCUGGGGAUUGCAGAGACAAGAAGGUGAAAGACAAGAAUCAACUAUCAAGUGAUAAUGAAUGGUAGGUUUUAAAUUGAGCAAUACUAGGUACACAUAAUUUGACAUAACUUUGUGUUCAACUCGCCCCGUGUAAUUGGUAAAAGUAUGAGGUGUGUAGGUACUAGCUAGCUAGGUAGAAUUUGAUAUUAUUGAUAAAUGUUGACAGUAGAGUUCUAUGAUCUAUGGUGGUCUGGUUGGGGCUGCAUUUUUGUCAAUCAACGGUGAUCUAUCAUCUAAGACAACCAUAUGCUUUAUCCACUAUGGAUAAAGAAAUAAAUAAAAAGAAAGGAAGAAGAAGACAAUGAAGCUUAGAUCAAAUAAGACUCUAGGAUCAAUGUUAUUUGGGAUUUGGAAAGACAGAAUGUGUUAUUUUCUACCAUGCUAGUGUAUUAAUUUAAUGGCAGAUAAGGAAGAAAAUCUGCAUUGGCAUGAGGCUGCA